AUGGAUGAUCUCGACCUCAUAUUUCUUAUCAUUCCCACUGGCGCAUUUUUUGGGCAUCAUAGUAUGCCAUCUGGGAUUUGUAUUUCUAAGAAUGAAUCAGUCAACACGCUAUAUACUAAAAUUCGGAAAAGGUACUCAUACGACUAUGGAGAUGCUUCUUUUAAUCUUCGUGUGGUUGAUAUUGAACGUAGAGAAUAUGUGUAUAUGGAACCUGAAAAAAAAAUUGGCGAUUAUUUCAAUGAAAGUCUUGUCAAACUUAGAGAAAUCGCAAUUCAUAUUCUC
Molecule: messenger RNA, 282 nt
Organism: Acaulospora morrowiae
Lineage: Eukaryota; Fungi; Glomeromycota; Glomeromycetes; Diversisporales; Acaulosporaceae
Source: the annotation of a GenBank genome assembly